UCAUGGUGUACCAGACGCCCGGAAGCACUCCUUUCCUGUGAACUACUAUGUCCUCCAAACUCAAGCGAACUUACGGCGUACGGCCUGCUCGCACAUCUGUUUCAUCCCCACCGUCAGAAUUAUCCUCAUCUCCGCCGAGAGCUGCACUUAAACGCAAGAGACCGCUAAUGGAACAUCUAUCCUUCACCAAUACGCUCUCGACAAAAAGGUCAAAGCGUGCAAAAUCCAACGACAAGGGCAAACAGAAACAACUCACUCAACUACAUUUUACCAUUGAUUCAUCUGUGCUCAGGACGUGUCCAUUAUGCGAUCUUUCCUAUACGACGGGGGCACCUGAUGACGAGAGCCUGCAUAGAUCACAUUGCGCAAGAGUGCAAAGAGGUCUGGAAUGGGGAAGGGAAGAGGAGAGGGAAAGUAUCAAAGCAGGAGUCGAGGAGAUCUCUAGCGAUAUUAGGCUCAAGAAUGGCACCAAGGGACGCAUUGUAUGUUUCCGUGCUGAAGUUCCUGGCCGAAUCGGGGCUAAGGUGCAAAUGCUACUUGAUACGAUCAAUCUAACACUAUCGUCCCCACCAUUAUCUCAAUCUGUAUUGCAAGCUUCGAAAGUCUAUCUUUUUCUGCUUCAAUCUCCGCCAUCUAGUACAGCUGCAUCAUCUUCUCGGCGGGAGAAGAUUGUAGGUUGUGUGAUCGCACAGCGAAUCACAACUGCGAUGGCUAUCGUGUCCCCUCCAUCGCAGGAUGGCACUAUGAAAGAUCCACUACCAUCAUCACCGAUCCCUGUCGAUCCCUCUACAAAUCUCUACGUAUGUCCUACUCCAUUACCUACGCCAAUGGGAAUACCGCGACUCUUUGUUUCUUCCACCCAUCGAAGACUAGGAAUCGCCUCACGUUUGCUCACGGCUGCGGCCGAUACAUUCAUAUUAGGUUAUCCACUGGACCCUGCUAAAGGGGAAGUGGCCUUUACUCAACCGACAGGAGCAGGCAAAUCUGUUUUGGAGAAAUGGGGUAAGGGAGGUGUCAGGAUCUAUGAAGAGUGAAGAGUAUUCCCUCAAUCUAGUUGCCAUUUCGGCCCGCAGUUGGUCCUUAACUAUCUUCGUGCAUAUAACUUAUACCUACUGUAUUCAUACCAUAUUCUUGAUGUGCUGCAUUGACGACAAAAACAUAUGGAUAGUUCUGUGGUAUAGAGUCGUGCUGUGUAAAAUAUGGACCCUCCGAGAAUCGAACUCGGGACCCCUGCAUUCAGAUAACCACAUAAGUACAAUGCUCUACCGAUUGAGCUAAGGG
Somion occarium is the source of this 1281-nucleotide messenger RNA. The record is from the annotation of a GenBank genome assembly. NCBI's taxonomy places the organism in Eukaryota, Fungi, Basidiomycota, Agaricomycetes, Polyporales, Cerrenaceae.